AUAAAUUCUAAAUAAAUGACCAAGCCCAUCCCAAUGGCCUUACUCUAGAACAAAAUAGGCUCUUAACCUUAUCAUGAGGUAAAAAAGUUAAAUCUUUGGGGAAUAGAUUGUGAGGAUGCUCCUUCUCUCACUAUGUUCCCAAACCUUCAAAUUCUCUAAUUAUCAAGAAAUUAGAUUAGAACUUUGAAACAUAUAAGCAAAUUAAAAUAAUUAAAAGAACUUUAUCUUGAAAAAAAUAAUAUCAAAGAUAUUAAAGAACUAGAGUAUUUAAAAGAAUUAUAUAAUCUACGAGUUUUAAGUUUGAUAGGUUUAUAAUCCAUGAUAUAUAUUAGAAAAUCCUGUUGUGAAGCAUCCUGAAUAUAAAAAAGUAGCUUUAAAGCAUUGUUUAGCAUUACAAGUGCUAGAUGAUUUCAAAAUAAUGGAACAAGAUCGUUAAUUUUUAAAAGAGCAAGAAUUAUCUGUUUAGGAUUAAUAAUAGAAUCUGGAUGCUAAUUCAAAUUAGAUGGAUACAAACGAAAAUCAGAAUGAAAAGCAGGUUAUUGUUUCAAAAAAGAAAGUUAAAGGAAACAAAAAGUUGAAAGUAGAACCUAAAUCUUCUUAAUCAUCUAAUCAAUCAACAUACAGUUCAAAUAAUAGAUUCGAUAUCCAUUCCGAAAAGAUUUAAAAUGCUAAAAAUGAUGAUAAAGUUUAUUAAUUUACUUCGAAAACCUCUCCCUAAUCUAAGAAAAAGUCGUAAAAGUACUCCACAAAAACUAAAGCCAAAUUGAUAAAAAAACAAACUGAACCUUAACCCCAAUUUAUUGAUUCUGUAUCAGAUUCAUAUUGUUCUUAAUCCAAAUAAAUCAAACAUAAAAGGAGUACUCUGAAAAAAUUAAAAAAGCUAUCGGAUAUAAUUGAGUAGAAUAGCUAGCCGGAAUAAUCAAAUCAAAAUGUAGAGGAACAAGAUAAGGAUCCUCAAGAAUUUCAGAAAUCAAUUAGUAAAGAUAGCAGUGAGGAGGACGAAGAAAACCAAAUAGAUAGUAGAGAUGAAAAACUCAGACCGGAUUUGCUUUUAGUUAUAUAAAGCUUAAUACAAUUUAUUGAUAAACCAGCUUUGUAAUGCUUAUAUACGAUAUUGUGUGAGAAAGAUAAAUGA
This is a messenger RNA of Paramecium octaurelia, 1135 nucleotides long. NCBI's taxonomy places the organism in Eukaryota, Ciliophora, Oligohymenophorea, Peniculida, Parameciidae. The record is from the annotation of a GenBank genome assembly.